Messenger RNA from Peromyscus leucopus (white-footed mouse), 1832 nucleotides. It is a transcript of the gene Ebag9, whose product is annotated as estrogen receptor binding site associated antigen 9. The transcript is spliced from 7 exons. Lineage: Eukaryota; Metazoa; Chordata; Mammalia; Rodentia; Cricetidae. Gene Ontology annotation, cellular component: secretory granule. The record is from RefSeq and is a predicted model, not a curated record. The coding region runs from base 97 to 738 and encodes 213 amino acids.
UCACUUGACGCCCGCCUCCGGGCGCGGGAUUGCGUAACCCGAAAGCUCGCUCGCGUGUUGUUUUGCUCAUCCGUGCAGUGGGUUUUGGCUCUCACCAUGGCCAUCACUCAGUUUCGGUUAUUUAAAGUUUGUACCUGCCUAGCGACAGUGUUCUCAUUCCUAAAGAGACUAAUAUGCAGAUCUGGCAGAGGAAGGAAAUUAAGUGGAGACCAAAUCACUUUGCCCACCACAGUUGAUUAUUCGUCUGUCCCUAAACAGACAGAUGUGGAAGAGUGGACUUCCUGGGAUGAAGAUGCACCCACAAGUGUGAAGAUUGAAGGAGGGAAUGGGAAUGUGGCAACACAACAAAGUUCCCUGGAACAACUGGAACCUGACUAUUUCAAGGACAUGACACCAACUAUACGGAAAACUCAGAAAAUUGUCAUUAAGAAGAGAGAACCAUUGAAUUUUGGUAUUCCUGAUGGUAGCACAGGUUUUUCCAGUAGAUUGGCAGCUACACAAGACCUGCCUUUCAUUCAUCAGUCAUCAGAAUUAGGUGACUUAGAUACCUGGCAAGAAAAUACCAAUGCAUGGGAAGAGGAAGAAGAUGCAGCCUGGCAAGCGGAAGAAGUUCUGAGGCAGCAGAAAAUUGCAGACAGAGAAAAGAGAGCAGCAGAACAACAAAGGAAGAAAAUGGAGAAAGAGGCGCAGCGUCUGAUGAAGAAGGAGCAAAACAAAAUCGGUGUGAAACUUUCCUAACACACGCUCGCCUGUCACAUCCCAGUGCCAGUAGGAGAAGCCUGGGCCUGCAGCCUACAGGACAAGCAUUUGUAUGGACUGGAGAUAAUUUCAGAAUACAAACACUGCUUGAUCUUAAUGUAUUUGAGCCAUCCAGGACACCAGGAUUCUCCCACAAUACCUUGAACUGUUAUUAAUCAAGACUCAAGACUCAAAAAUAAUGAGACAAUUAUUUUCUUCAACAUGUUCCAAAUAUAAGACAGUUGUUUGCUAUAGAGAAGUUAUUUCAAGUGGAAUAUACCAGACCAGUACCUCUCAAGCUAGUGUUUCUAGCUGAAUAAAUUGGGUGUAAAUAAUUUUAUGGUAGAAAAAUACUCUGCUAUCUAUUAUGCUUUCAUUCAUUGUGCAUAAUUAUAAAAUAAUUUUAAUAGUCUUUGUUUCCAUGAUCACUUGACAUAAAUUAAACAAAAUAUAAGUAGGGCUUCAUACCCUCUUUAAUUUUGUUUUCAGGUAGUGUUGACAUACAUUUUCUAUAAUUUGAACUGGCAUUGUUUGGUACAACAUUAAGGAAUAUGAUGAUUUGGAUUUUCAAGAAAAUAACAUUAAAUGCAAUAAUUUUAUUUAUCAAAUAUUUUGUAUAUCCUUAUUUUCUUUUGGAUGGUAUUAUAAUGUUAUACAGAGCUGUAAUUUAUAUUGCAUGUAUAAAUGUUGAAAAUCAGCUGCAAUGACAAGUUUGUGUGACUUAAGAACUAGGAUUAGUAGCUUUUCCCUUUCAUUACAGAUGUCAAGAUGUUAACAGUGUCUUUAAGGACCAUAGUUCUUCAUCCUCCUUAAAAGCCAUUAAUUUUCAAAUGCAGAAAGCCUUCAAUUUCAUUUGUUUUUUUUUAAGUGAUUCUGAAAGAUUUAUCUUUUUUUUUCAAUCUUACAUGAUGCAGGGUACCUAUACAUUCAGCUAGAUAACAUUACUGAUUCAAUACAAACCAAGUUAUAAUUUUUUCGUUUGUGAUAUUGACUUGUCUAAAGAAAUAUAAUUGCAUAUUGUGUUUUAUGGGGGAAAAUCAUAUCUCACAGUUUAAAAUGAAUACCAUUAAAUUUUCUCCACAAUUGAAAUAUAA